Molecule: messenger RNA, 1835 nt
Organism: Closterium sp. Naga37s-1
Lineage: Eukaryota; Viridiplantae; Streptophyta; Zygnematophyceae; Desmidiales; Closteriaceae
Source: the annotation of a GenBank genome assembly
AUGAUGCUUCUCGCUUCCGCCGUUACGAGUAAUCCCUUUCGUGCGGCCGCGGACGGCGGUCGUCCGCCCGUAGGGGCUGCUCCGCUGCGCCAGGUGGCUGCGUCCGCAACGCCGAGUCAGGCGCGCAUCAAGCUCCAACCCUCGCAGCUGCAAGCGCUGCUGGCCCUGAACAGCGAAUGGGGCGCCUGGUCUUCUUAUCUUGUGAUUCGCCUCUCUUGUUCCCACCCUUCCCUUCCCACUCACAUGGCUCACUGCAGGGAGUUGCCAAAUUGCGGCCUCACUGGAAGCCUGGAGAUUCUCGGCCACCUGCCCCACUUGCAAUACGUUGAUCUCAGCUUCAGCGGCUUCAGUGGAUCCAUCCCUGACGCCAUCGGCAAUGCCACGGGGCUACAGCACCUUGACCUGGCGGAAAUUGCUGAUCUCACUGGAAGCCUCCCAUCCACCAUCAGUCGCCUCACUGCGCUCACAUACCUGUCUAUUGGAAAGAAUCAGUACUUUGUCGAUCCUGAAUUUCCUGAGGACCCACCAAGCAUGCUCUCCGUCAUGGCUACCAUGAGCGCCCCUGUGCUGCAAGGCCCCAUGGCCCACCUCUCCUGCCUCGCCCCGCUCACUCGCCUCCGCCACCUCGCUCUCACGACUCUCAACCUCACGGCUGGAGAGCUGCCUUCCUCUCUCUCUGCCCUUACUUCACUCACAACCCUUGACAUAAAGUUCCUUUCCAUCACCAGCACGCCGCAAUGGAUUGCAUCGCUCCCCAACCUUUCCACAAUGGAUGUCACCGGCAACUCUAAUGUCCACCGCUCUGCACCGUUUCCCACCGAGUGGAUGUCGCUCACAGGGCUGGAGACUCUGCGGGCCGGUCUGAAUGGCUUCACUGGCUCUAUCCCCUCCACCAUCUCCGCCCUCACCGCCCUCACCAUCUUGGAGCUCGAUUUGAACAACAUCUCAGGGAGCAUUCCUGAUGGCAUCCUCAACCUCUCUCGCCUGGAAUACCUGGGCCUCUCGUCCAACAAUCUCACUGGUGCCGUUCCUGCCACUCGUGCACCCCUGCAAACCUUAGACCUCUCCCACAAUCACCUCACCAACAUGCCUACUGCAAUUUCACCUGCCCUUGCAUCCCUCAAUCUGAGCUACAACGACCUGCAGGGAUCCUUGCCUGCCAAUAACAUCCAAUCACUAGACCUCAGCCACAAUCCUCUGACUGAAGGCUUGGAUACGCUUAUCAAGAAGUCCCCAUCUCUUGUAUCACUGUAUGUCGGAUCAUGCAACUUCUCAGGCCCUUUCCAGUCCUAUCCCGGCAGAGUGCUCCGAGUUCUUGACGUGUCUAACAACAGCUUCUCUGGACCCUUUCCCUCCGUUCUCUUGAACAAGGGCAGUGAAACUUCAUACAUCAACCUCUCACACAACAACUUCACGAGACCUCUUCCACCAAAAUUACCUGGCACACUAUCUUUCACAUAUGACUUCCAAACAUUCGACAUUUCCCACAACCGCUUCUUUGGCGUUGUUCCUCGCGGCAUUUGGUGUCUGUGUUGCCUCACGUCCCUCUCCAUGGCUCACAACCAGCUGCAUGGGUCUCUUCCUGCUGCCCCCUUAUCCCUUCAGCUCCGUGCUCUUGAGCUGCAAGGCAAUGCCUUCUCUGGCCCUCUCCCCAACUUCGCUUCAUGGGAAACCCAGUCACUGCAUGUGCUCGAUGUGAGCGACAACCAGCUCAGUGGCUCCCUCCCUGACUCCAUCACCCGCUUUGCAACACUGCAGCACCUGGGCCUUGGAGGCAACAACUUGAGUGGCCCCAUACCUGCUAGUCUGGGCAGCCUUGUCAAUCUGACAUCCCU